Papaver somniferum (opium poppy) is the source of this 1882-nucleotide messenger RNA. RefSeq names its product protein PEP-RELATED DEVELOPMENT ARRESTED 1, chloroplastic-like. Gene Ontology annotation, cellular component: chloroplast nucleoid. NCBI's taxonomy places the organism in Eukaryota, Viridiplantae, Streptophyta, Magnoliopsida, Ranunculales, Papaveraceae. The transcript has 10 exons. Gene Ontology annotation, biological process: regulation of DNA-templated transcription. The record is from RefSeq and is a predicted model, not a curated record. The coding region runs from base 101 to 1300 and encodes 399 amino acids.
UCCUAUUUCAUUUCUCACAGCCUUUUAGGUCUUCGAGUUUCUCAACAAUUCCUCACUAGUUCAGUGGUACUUACAGGAAAAAUCGUCCCGAAGCAAAUUAAUGGAGAGAUUAGUGGUAUUUCCUUCUAGUUCUUGUUUACUAACUUCUGUUCUGAACCCCAAAACAUACCCUUCUUUUUUUUCUUCUCAACUGCUCACAGUGUCAUUUCUCCCCAAAGCAAAACCCCUUUUGUCCUUUCAACCUAAGAAGAAGCAAAACCCAUCUUGGAAUCUGUAUGUAAGUUAUGAAGUUGGUGGUGGAUUUCCUGAAGAAGAUUUUGGUGGAGUGAAAACACUAGAAAAUGCUGAGAAACAAGACCCUGAAUAUUAUAAAGCUCUUCUUGAUGGUGGUGAACAAGUUACUUCUGUUCUUGAAGAAAUGAUUAAGCUAUUGGAAGACAUGAAUAUGAAUGAAGCAUCUGAGGAGGUGGCUGUUGAGAUAGCUGCACAAGGAGUUAUUGGCAAGAGAGUUGAUCAAAUGGAGUCUGGGUUUAUGAUGGCUCUUGAUUACAUGAUCCAACUGGCAGAGAAAGACGAUGAUGACCAGCGCAAGUCACUCUUGGAGGUUAUCAAGCAGACAGUGUUAUCUCAUCUUACCAAAAAGUGCCCCCCACAUGUUCAAGUGAUUGGUCUACUCUGUCGAACACCCAAAAAAGAAAGCAGACAUGAAUUGCUACGCCGAGUGGCUGCUGGAGGUGGUGUCUUUCAAACUGGGAAUGAUGGUACGAAAGUGCAACUUCCAGGGGCAAAUUUAAAUGACAUAGCAAACCAGGCUGAUGAUUUACUAGAGACAAUGGAAUCUAGGCCCGUUGUUCCUGAUAGAAAACUACUUGCAAGGCUUGUUCUGAUCAGAGAAGAGGCUCGGAAUAUGAUGGGAGGUGGUAUUCUAGAUGAAAGGAAUGACCGGGGUUUCACAACCCUCCCCGAAGCAGAGGUUAACUUUCUGACAAAGCUAGUUGCUUUGAGACCUGGGAAAACUGUUGAAGAGAUGAUUAGGAAUGUAAUGCUAGGAAAAGAUGAAGGUGAAGACAAAAGUGACGAGGAUGACAAAACCAAUACAGAGAAGAUACCUGGUGGGAUUACUGGAAGGGCUAGUGUUUCUGGACGCACACCACUUCCUGUACGACCUGGCAUGUUUCUGGAGUCUGUUUCCAAGGUCCUUGGUGGCAUCUAUUCUGGAAAUGUUUCCGGCAUCACAGCUCAACACCUUGAAUGGGUUCAUCAGAAGACACUCCUAAUUCUUCAGGAAAUAGCUUUCUAGUGGAGACUUCCAUAGAUGCACCAUUCUUGGUUUUCUCAUCAGUUGUUACCCGCUGCAGCCCUUCCAGACAUGAAUUGCUAAGAUCAAAUCUCCGAUGAACGAGAGAGGAACUAUCUUCCUUAUCUAGUUUGUCAAGUACGGAAGUCAAGUAAAGAAGUUCUGAACUGAAAACAAGAGCGAAAGGGUGAAGACUAAGAGAUCUACUGGCCACAUCCUUAGCAUCGUGAAAUAUAAGCUAUACUAACUAAAAUCAAAGCGACCACCUGCACUCUCUAAAGGUUGAAGAAAAAUGAAGUUUAUAAAAUUCUUCAGUUGUUCAGAGCCAGAAACAUUUGAACUGCCGCUCUGAUUAAACUAGCAAGUUCUGCCUGUAAAAUCUCCACACUGCAAAGGUCAAACCACACAAACAACUUCAAGGUAAUUACACCUUCAGGGUGGUGUGGCUCACUGAUCUCAUCUACCAGUUAUCUGUGUUUUGAUCUGGUCUUGACAUUCUUAUAGUUUGCAAGGUUCGAACUUCAAACAACUCUUGUCCCAAUUAUAAAGAGCUUUCUCUUCUCAGAUUUGUAGUAUUGACACGCC